Rosa chinensis is the source of this 1603-nucleotide messenger RNA. RefSeq names its product WUSCHEL-related homeobox 4. Bases 79 to 768 code for a protein of 229 amino acids. Gene Ontology annotation, molecular function: DNA-binding transcription factor activity; DNA binding. NCBI's taxonomy places the organism in Eukaryota, Viridiplantae, Streptophyta, Magnoliopsida, Rosales, Rosaceae. Gene Ontology annotation, cellular component: nucleus. The transcript has 3 exons. Gene Ontology annotation, biological process: procambium histogenesis; phloem or xylem histogenesis; cell division. The record is from RefSeq and is a predicted model, not a curated record.
CACUUUAAUUCUCUUAUCAUCACCUUCUUCUUUCUUCGGCCUAUAUAACUCCUGGUUAUCCCUAUCAUUCAGUCCACCAUGGGAAUGAGCAGCAUGAAGGUGCAUCAGUUCGCACGUGGACUCUGGGACUCAUCCACCACCAAUCUUGAACCCUCCCUCAGCCUUGGAUGCAAGCGCUUACGCCCUCUUGCUCCCAAACUCUCCGACACUACUGCAACCACUACUCUCGCUCCUUUCGAUCUCAAGAGCUUCAUCAGACCCGAAAGUGGCCCUAGAAACAAGCUAGCAUCUCCUCAUGACCAUGAGAAGAAAGAUUCCUCCCCCUCCCAGGUAGAGAUGCACCCGGGAGGGACGCGUUGGAAUCCAACACAAGAGCAGAUAGGGAUAUUGGAAAUGCUGUAUAGAGGAGGAAUGCGGACUCCGAAUGCUCAGCAGAUAGAGCAAAUCACUGCUCAGCUUGGCAAGUACGGCAAGAUUGAAGGCAAGAAUGUGUUCUACUGGUUCCAAAAUCACAAAGCACGCGAAAGACAAAAGCAGAAACGCAGCACUCUUGGUCUCACCCACUCUCCAAGAACCCCAACUCCUGUAAUUACCACCACCGGGGAAGUACUGGAAAGAGAGGAAGACAGUCCAUACAAGAGAAAGUGCAGGAGCUGGGCAUUUGAUUGUUUGGGAGACGAUUCUAGUACUAUAACUUGUAACAAAGACGUCGUUGAGGGAGAUAGAACUCUGGAGCUCUUCCCAUUACGCCCAGAAGGCAUGAGAUGAGCUACAGACCAGCUAGCUUUAGUUUGUUUUCCACUAGUACUAGUACUACUCUGAUCUCUUAGUCUGCUUUGACAUGUGCUUUUCUUCUUUCUUUUGUUUCGGGAAAGAAGAAAAAGACAUGUAAUUGUGUCUUUUAUGUACUGAUCGAUCCAUCUGUCUAUCUACUAGUGCCUUUUGAAAACCAAAGCAACGCUUUGUCAAUUGUCACUAGCUAGAAUAGACUACUCUUUAUUCCAACCAAGUUCUGUUUGGUGGGUGUCACUGUGUGCAUGCGACCCUUUUGGUUUUGACUACAGCAACUUAUUUCUUGAAUCCGAAGCUUUUUUAGGUUAAAAGCGGGAAGCUAUGGGACACUGAAGUCCACGCACCUGCUUCGUCUUCUUCGCAACCCUUAAGCAUUUCAAAUUGGGAAAAAGAUGGAGAAGUGUCUUUUAGCGCCAAUGUCAAAAAAUUAUAGUAUAAAACUCACCACUUAGAUGACUUUCGUAAAAGUACUAUAUCAUUAUCAUGGAUUAUCAAGAGACGUGCAUGCAUUAUUGCUAGUUUUCCAUCAUUAGCUUCCAAUAUAUGUUUGUCAUUUUUAUGUAUUCUUUGGAAACAACUAGUGUUUUGGUGGGAUCAUGAUCAUUUGAUAACCAUAACAAUGGGAUUUCAUAUCUACGUACGGAGGGAAGAAGCCCCGCAAUUUGAAAUAUAUAUCUGUAUUAUUUUGCAUCGUCAAAUUGAAAUAAAUCUAUUAUACAUUCAUCAUUUUAGAUGUUGUGUUUGUGCUUUGAUAUGUGAUACCUUUCUUUAGUAUAUCAGAGUAGUCGAACAUUUUACUAGUUUAGGUUUA